GGAAUGGCAGAUCCUUCUAGUUGUUAUAACUAUCACGAGCGUGACAUCGACCAAGCACUUGUCGUACUGAAAAAGGGAACACAAUUACUCAAGUACAGUAGGAAAGGGAAACCUAAAUUCCGCGCAUUCAGGCUUUCACCGGAUGAAAAAACGUUGAUUUGGUUCUCGCGUGGAGAAGAAAAAGGUUUGAAGUUAUCUGAAGUUUCUCGAAUCGUCCCUGGACAAAGAACUGCUGUUUUCAAGAGAUUUUUACGUCCAGAGAAGGAUCAUUUAUCAUUUUCACUUUUAUAUAAUAAUAGAGAAAGGUCACUUGAUCUGAUUUGUAAAGACAAAGCUGAAACAGAGGUUUGGUUUGCUGGUCUUAAAUCUUUGAUUGAAAAAAGCCGUAAUAGACGCACCAGAAGUGAGAUCCCUGAGAUACAUGACAGUGAUAACUUCUCUGUUGGUCGUCCAUCUAUAGACUUUGUCUCGAGUAAUAUUCCACGAGGUAGAACAUCAAUCGAUCUAGGACAUCAGAACAAUUCAGAUGUGGGAUAUGAACGUGGAAACAUGUUAAGACCAAGCACAGAUGGUUUUCGGAUUAGUGUCUCAAGCACACCAAGUUGUUCAAGUGGAGGAUCUGGUCCAGAUGAUAUAGAAUCAUUAGGUGAUGUUUAUGUUUGGGGUGAAGUUUGGACCGAAGGGAUAUUACCAGAUGGGUCUGCUAGCAAAGAAACAGUGAAAAUAGAUGUAUUGACUCCAAGACCUUUAGAAUCAAACGUUGUUCUAGACGUUCACCAGAUUGUUUGCGGUGUAAGGCACGUCGCGCUUGUGACAAGGCAAGGAGAGGUUUUUACAUGGGGAGAAGAAGCUGGAGGAAGACUUGGACAUGGUAUCCAAGUCGAUAUUAGUCGUCCAAAGCUUGUUGAGUUUCUUGCUUUAACCAACAUAGAUUUUGUUGCAUGUGGAGAAUAUCACACUUGUGUUGUUUCUACCUCUGGGGACUUGUUUUCAUGGGGAGAUGGAAUCCAUAAUGUUGGGUUAUUAGGGCAUGGUAGUNNUAUUAGCCAUUGGAUACCUAAAAGAGUCUCUGGUCCACUAGAAGGUCUUCAAGUGCUUUCAGUUGCUUGUGGAACAUGGCACUCAGCUGUAGCUACUGCAAACGGGAAGCUAUUCACGUUUGGUGAUGGAGCAUUUGGAGUUUUAGGUCAUGGAAAUAGAGAAAGUGUUUCAUAUCCUAAGGAAGUACAGUCAUUGAACGGUUUAAAAACAGUGAAGGUAGCUUGUAGUGUUUGGCAUACCGCGGCGAUUGUAGAAGUUAUGGGUCAGACCGGUACAAGUAUGUCUUCUAGGAAGUUGUUUACUUGGGGUGAUGGUGACAAAAACAGGUUAGGACAUGGAAACAAAGAGACUUACUUGUUUCCAACUUGUGUCUCUUCUCUUAUUGACUACAACUUUCAUAAGAUUGCUUGUGGGCAUACAUUUACAGUCGCACUCACAACAUCAGGACAUGUUUUUACUAUGGGUGGUACUGCACAUGGUCAGCUAGGUAACUCAGUAUCUGAUGGUAAGUUACCUUGCUUAGUACAAGAUCGAUUGGUUGGAGAAUUCGUCGAAGAAAUCGCGUGCGGUGAUCAGCAUGUCGCGGUUUUGACUUCUAGAAGUGAAGUCUUCACAUGGGGAAGAGGUGCUAAUGGAAGAUUAGGACAUGGAGAUACAGAGGAUAAAAGAACACCAACUUUAGUUGAAGCCUUGAGAGACAGGCAUGUGAAAAGUUUAUCUUGCGGCUCAAACUUCACAUCGAGUAUAUGUAUACAUAAGUGGGUAUCUGGAGCGGAUCAAUCAAUAUGCUCUGGAUGUCGUCAAGCAUUUGGAUUUACUAGAAAGAGACAUAAUUGUUAUAACUGUGGUUUAGUCCAUUGUCAUGCUUGUAGCUCAAAGAAAGCUUUAAAAGCAGCAUUAGCUCCAACUCCAGGGAAACCACAUCGAGUAUGUGAUGCAUGUUACAGUAAACUUAAAGCAGCAGAGUCUGGUUAUACCUCUAAUGCAAACAGAAACAAUGUUGCAUCUUCUAGUCGGUCAGUAGAUGGAUCGGUAAGAAUUGAUAAAGAAACAACAAGAACAUCGAAAGUUCUCUUGUCCGCAGCUACAAAUUCAGUUAGGUCAUCGUUAAAGCAUGGAUCCAUACCUGAGUCUUCUAAUGCACGUGCCUCACAAGUUCCAUCUCUCCAGCAACUUAAAGACAUUGCUUUCCCGAGUCCGCUUAGCGCCAUUCAAAAUGCUUUCAAACCUGUUGUUGCUCCUAGUACUACUCCACCACGUCUACUUGUUGUUGGACAAUCAUGUCCAUCACCACCUCCACCUGUAAGAUCUUCCUCUCCUUAUGCAAGAAGACAGAGCCCUCCACGCACUUCUGGAUUUUCAAGGAGUGUUGUUGAUAGUUUGAAAAAGACUAAUGAAGUUAUGAACCAAGAAAUGACAAAGUUGCAGAGUCAGGUCAAGAAUUUGAAACAAAGAUGUAAUAAUCAAGGGACAGAGAUUGAGAGAUUCCAAAAAGCAGCUAAAGAAGCUUAUGAAGUAGCUGCAAAACAAUCGUCCAAGCACAAAGCUGCAACAGAAGCACUUAAGUCUGUAGCAGAACAGUUGAAAGGGUUAAAGGAUAAAUUACCUCCAGAAGAGAGUGAAGCAUUUGAAUCUAUUAACUCUCAAGCUGAAGCUUAUCUAAACGCAAACGAAACAUCAGAAACACUUACAACUUCGGGACAAGAACAACAAGAAACAUAUUCUUCUACAAAUACAUACCAAGAUCAAAAAGUAUCAUCCAACUCAAGUAUAACGGAGACAUCGAAUUCAUCAAGGCCACAGAGUUCAGAAGCUUCAUCAUCAAGAACAAGUGGGAAAGAAAGCAAAGAACAAUUUGAGCCUGGUGUUUAUGUGACUUAUGAGGUAGACAUGCAUGGUAACAAGAUCUUCCGACGAGUUAGGUUUAGUAAAAAAAGAUUUGAUGAGCAGCAAGCAGAAGAUUGGUGGACUAAAAACAAAGAGAGGUUGCUUAAAUGUUAUAGUUCGACUUCAACAACAUCAUCGAAUCCAACAGCUUCUGACUCACCUAUCGCUCCUCCACCUCCGUCUGAUUUGUCAGAACCUGAGCAGAACAACGAGAAGGAGCCAGAUUCUGAAACCUAA
Capsella rubella is the source of this 3165-nucleotide messenger RNA. Its product is annotated as PH, RCC1 and FYVE domains-containing protein 1. Lineage: Eukaryota; Viridiplantae; Streptophyta; Magnoliopsida; Brassicales; Brassicaceae. The record is from RefSeq and is a predicted model, not a curated record. Gene Ontology annotation, molecular function: metal ion binding. The coding region runs from base 4 to 3165 and encodes 1053 amino acids. The transcript has 9 exons.